UUAUCUUACUCACACCACAGCCACCAAAUAAUUGUUCACCCUUCACUCUCCACCAACACAAAAACACUUUCAAACUGGUUAGUUUAGAGAACCUACAGAGAUUGAGGGAACAUUGGUGGCAAUAGCAACAAUGGCAGCGUCACUACAAGCAGCAGCUACGCUCAUGCAACCCACCAAGUUGGGCAUGAGGAGCACCACUUCACAGCUUAAGUCUACUCAGUCCAUUUCUAAGGCUUUUGGGUUGGAACCCGUUGGAGCUAAGGUCACCUGCUCCCUUCAGGCUGAUCUUAAGGACUUGGCUCACAAGUGUGUUGACGCCACCAAAAUUGCAGGAUUCGCCCUUGCCACCUCUGCUCUCGUUGUCUCUGGAGCAAGUGCGGAAGGUGUGCCGAAGCGACUAACAUACGACGAAAUCCAAAGCAAAACAUACUUGGAAGUGAAAGGAACAGGAACAGCAAACCAAUGCCCAACCAUAGAGGGAGGAGUAGAGUCCUUCGCCUUCAAGCCAGGCAAAUACACAGCCAAAAAGCUGUGUCUGGAGCCAACUUCAUUCACAGUCAAAGCAGAGGGCGUAACAAAAAACGCCCCACUGGAAUUCCAAAACACAAAACUCAUGACGCGUUUGACAUACACGCUGGACGAGAUAGAAGGACCCUUCGAAGUAUCAGCCGAUGGAGCUAUCAAAUUUGAAGAGAAAGAUGGCAUUGAUUACGCCGCUGUAACGGUUCAACUACCCGGGGGUGAGCGCGUGCCUUUCCUUUUCACCAUAAAGCAGUUGGUGGCAUCAGGGAAGCCAGACAACUUCGGAGGAGAGUUUUUGGUUCCCUCCUACCGUGGAAGCUCUUUCUUGGACCCCAAGGGAAGAGGUGCUUCCACUGGUUAUGACAAUGCUGUUGCUUUGCCUGCUGGUGGCAGAGGAGAUGAGGAAGAACUUGCUAAGGAGAAUAACAAGAGUGCUUCUUCAUCUAAAGGUAAAAUUACUUUGAGUGUCUCUAAGAGUAAGCCUGAGACUGGUGAGGUUAUUGGUGUGUUUGAGAGCAUUCAGCCCUCCGACACUGAUUUGGGAGCUAAAGCUCCUAAGGAUGUCAAGAUCCAAGGUAUUUGGUAUGCUCAGCUUGAUUCAUAGGCACCUUUUUUUUUUCAUGCUUUGUUUUGUAUUUCGCUCGUUCGGAUUUUGUUUUAACUUCAUGCUGUUCCUGCAUUGUCCUAAUUUGAUCCAACUUUUCAAGCACUCAGAGUACUACUAUCAUGCUUGUAUAUUAUUAUUAUAUUUGACUUCCAAUCAUAAUGCUUAAAAUGUCAU
Messenger RNA from Abrus precatorius (Indian licorice), 1303 nucleotides. RefSeq names its product oxygen-evolving enhancer protein 1, chloroplastic. Gene Ontology annotation, molecular function: oxygen evolving activity. NCBI's taxonomy places the organism in Eukaryota, Viridiplantae, Streptophyta, Magnoliopsida, Fabales, Fabaceae. Gene Ontology annotation, biological process: photosystem II stabilization; photosystem II assembly. Bases 131 to 1126 code for a protein of 331 amino acids. The transcript has 2 exons. The record is from RefSeq and is a predicted model, not a curated record. Gene Ontology annotation, cellular component: photosystem II oxygen evolving complex.